UGCGCACCAGUGACCUGCGCGAGCGUUGAGAAACCGGAAGCUUUGUAAUCUGGUCAACUGGUCGUUUGUCUUUAUCGUUUGUCACAUUUAAGCGGUCAACGAAGACCUACGUCGAAAUGUCUAGCUCAUCAAACCUCGUUGUCAUGAAGAAAAUGGUCCAGCAGCUACGUUUCGAAGCGAGUAUCAACAGAGUUAAGGUUUCUCAGGCAGCUGCAGACCUGCAGCAGUUCUGCCUCCAGAAUGCAGGGCAGGACCCCCUGCUGACAGGCGUUUCCUCCAGCACCAACCCCUUCCGACCACAGCGGGUCUGCGCCUUCCUGUGACCUGUCCUGUCCAGCCUACGGAGUGCGCGUCGCCGGGGGCGACACUGGACGCGGCGGGGCGCCUGGAUGCUUCCGGAAGAAACGGACACAACAUGAGCCACAGUUUGCUUUACCUCAGAACUGCCCUUAACUGCUCCUAACUGCCCCUUUCACACCCCGCUGGUAAAUCUCUAAUGACUCCAUACAGUGUGACCCCGUCCCUAUAGGAACCACUGGUGUACCUGUGAAGAGCCAUGGCUUGUGUGUGUGUGCGUGCGUGCAUGUGUGUGUGUGUUGAGGGGUACACUGUUAGAAUAAACACAUUUAUUGUGCCUUUUUUUACGAACUCUGAACUGUCAGCUCUCAAUACUUUUAUAGAGUGGAAUAAAAAGCCUUUUGCAGUCUUUA
Messenger RNA from Anguilla anguilla (European eel), 710 nucleotides. Its product is annotated as guanine nucleotide-binding protein G(I)/G(S)/G(O) subunit gamma-5-like. Gene Ontology annotation, cellular component: heterotrimeric G-protein complex. Gene Ontology annotation, biological process: G protein-coupled receptor signaling pathway. Bases 117 to 323 code for a protein of 68 amino acids. The record is from RefSeq and is a predicted model, not a curated record. The transcript has 3 exons. Lineage: Eukaryota; Metazoa; Chordata; Actinopteri; Anguilliformes; Anguillidae. Gene Ontology annotation, molecular function: G-protein beta-subunit binding.